Molecule: messenger RNA, 576 nt
Organism: Prosopis cineraria
Lineage: Eukaryota; Viridiplantae; Streptophyta; Magnoliopsida; Fabales; Fabaceae
Exons: 1
Coding region: 79-360 (93 amino acids)
Source: RefSeq, a predicted model, not a curated record
UUGCUUCACCCAAAAGCGUUUCAAACUAGUAGGUGCAACAGUACUGGAAAAAGAUAAGAGAAUUGAAGCAGCUGAAACAUGUGCCCGACAACAGAGGCUUGGGUUGUGGUAACCAGUGUUGGAGUCGUGGAGGCCUUGAAGGAUCAAGGUUAUGGCAGGUGGAACAACGCCGUGAGGUCAACACACAAGCAUGCCAAGAACCAAAUAAGGUCGGCAGCUCAAGCCAAGAAACUCUCUAAGCCUUCUUCGUCUUCCUCGAUGUCGACGUCAAAGAAGCUCAGAGAUGAUGAGGGGAUAAACAAGUCGGAGGAGUCUCUGAGAACGGUUAUGUUCUUGAGCACCUGGGGCCCCAACUCCUGAAUCAGAAGCUAAGCCUGAUUUAUCAGAGAAAAUCUCACACAUGCUCAUAAAAUAAUGGACUACUCAUCAAUGAUCAGCCGCCUAUCUUUCUAUAGAGUCAACGAGCUUAAAAGCGGCCUUGGCGGUGAUAAGUUGAUACGGCCAUGUGUGUAAUGCUUAGAGAUAAGAUAUGUAAACUAAAAAUAAAUUCGAUUUCCAUUGUGACAACAAUGAAAA